UUUAUAGUUAAUCAUCAAAAAGGUCAAUAGGUCGUUAUUAUCAAUGUCGGUUUCAGUAUACUAAACUUUAAAUUGGUCAAACGUUAUUGCAACUGCAAUUGUAUUUCUUACUACUGAAUCUUGCUGAAAGUACAGUGAUUGUAGAGAAAAACAGUGUUUUGGUUACUUUUGGAGUGUUUUAUUGAGAUGUUAUUAAAUUUUUAUAAUAUAAAGAAAAUAUUUGAUUAGACAUUGUGGGACACUUGAGUAUAAAAUACCAAGCAGCAGUGCUAAGAACCAUAAGAUAAUAUUAUAAAAAGUUAAUGGUUUAAUCCACAAUUGCAUUGCAAUCAAAAUAUUGAACAAACUUUUAAUUAUCUUAUUAGACCAGAAUACAAAAUGUGGUCUUUCUUUCUUAUAGCACUUUUGAUUCCUCUUUCUGCUUGUCUGAGUAUCACUCCACAGCCACUACCAAUUGCCAAACCAAUUGUUAUGUGGCAUGGAAUGGGUGAUUGUUGCUGCAAUCCACUCAGUUUGGGAAAAAUAACAAAGUUUCUUGAACAGCAGAUGCCCAAUGUUUAUGUUAAAUCAAUAAUGAUUGGCAAUAACGUUGUUGAGGACACAGAAAAUGGUUUCUUCAUGAAUGUGAACGAUCAAGUAAAGAUGGUAUGUGAACAGCUGGCUUCAGACUCUAAACUAAAUGAAGGUUAUAACGCAAUUGGCUUCUCGCAGGGAGCUCAGUUCUUGUAAGUUUUCUCACUUGCCUUUAGGCUCAUAUUUUAUUGCAUACAGUUUUAAGUUGUACAAAAUAGAACUAUUAUUCAGA
This is a messenger RNA of Homalodisca vitripennis (glassy-winged sharpshooter), 805 nucleotides long. Its product is annotated as palmitoyl-protein thioesterase 1-like. Gene Ontology annotation, cellular component: lysosome. Gene Ontology annotation, biological process: receptor-mediated endocytosis; protein depalmitoylation. Gene Ontology annotation, molecular function: palmitoyl-(protein) hydrolase activity. Lineage: Eukaryota; Metazoa; Arthropoda; Insecta; Hemiptera; Cicadellidae. The transcript has 3 exons. Bases 379 to 729 code for a protein of 116 amino acids. The record is from RefSeq and is a predicted model, not a curated record.